CCUGGGCCGGGAAAAUACAAAACCAGAGACAUCAAGAGCAGAUCUGAAGAAUGAAGGCCCUGUGUCUGGUGUUGCUGGCCUGGAGCGCAUGCACAGCUGUGGGAGAAGACCUGGAGAGGAUCAACUCUUGCAGCACCAAGUGUACCAAGGGCCUUCAGUGCAAGACCAAGCUGAAACACUAUCUAUUUCCUCCCCGCUGUAAAAAUCCAGCCAGCGGUCUCAGCGCGCGAUCUGUGUUCAAGAACGUCAGCCUCUCCGCAGUCAUGAGUUGUAGACAGAGGCGGGACUGUACCUUGCAUCUUCAAAUUGAAACUCUAAUAAAUCUCACAGAUUCCAUCCAUGGGUUGUACAUUUGCACGGCGACCCCCGCGACAUUUAGCCGCUGCCAGAUCGUGACAUUCUCAAAAGCUUCAAGAGAGAGGAUGUCUGGACAGCAGGUUGAUGUCAAGAAUGACUGUGUUGACCUUCAGCCACAUCAACAAGUCCAAGUGACUCUUGAAACUUGGCCACCCUUAUGCGACAUCACAUGGACUGGAACAUACCAAGCACCAGGCUGCCUCAAUGAAGACUUGAGAAGAAAUAUCCCAGAAUGCAUCACUGGUCAACUGUCCUACAAAGAUGAUCCUCAGAAAAAGGAGCUGAGUGUGGUUGUGUCAGAGUCGUUGGAUGAUAAGAACUACAAUCUCCGUCUGUGUAAGAAGAGCACGAUCUGUUUUGAUGCAGGAGCCAAGGUUGUGAUUAAGAAGGAAGACCCAGUGAAGCGAGCCAUCCUGCGCUACUCCCUCCCUUUACCCUGUCUCUGUAUAGAGGGUUGGUGUGAUAUGAUAGAUGCCCCAAGAAUCCAGGUGUGCCCCUUCCAGGACCGUCUUGAGGAACUGUGGCGUGGGAUUACCUUCGACCCACUGGAGCAGAUGCUGCAGUGGGAACCUGCCUGUCCGGUUGCUGCAGUUGUUUCACUGUGUCAGAAAGGACCCAGCGGCGCCUGUUCGGAUCUGAGUCACCAAUCCUCGCGGCGAGUUGGCAAAGAGAAGGUAGCAUUUGCAGAAGUGGAUCCUCACCCUCUACUGUGCAUGAAGUUUACUGUAAAAGAUCAGUCCUGGAUCAGGUGCCCCUUUGGCCAAGUAGGAUUACCAGUAUGGCAGGCCACCUUCAGUGAAGGGGAGGUUUCCGUCUUUUCCUACACAAACGCCACGUUCUUGCUGGAAGUGUGUCAGCAGUCCAAAGGAAAUGUGUUGUGUCAGCCCUACACGCACGCCGUGCAUGUGGAGCCACAGCAGUCGGUCAGGUUAAAUCUCAGCGAAGAUGUUUACAGACAGAACGUCUGUCUCCAGAUGAAAAGAAUCGACGUGAAGUUCUCUGUUACAAGUCGGUGCUUCCAACCCGGUGACAAACCACCAGCAGCUAAGUCCGUCAAGAAAGAACUGGCUGACACCAACUACUCUCUCAUCUGUAUAUCUGCUGGUGUCACUUUGACUGUAUUGAUAGCCCUGGGUCUGGUGCUGCAUGUAGUGGUGACAGCUCACCACAAGAGGAAACAGAAAAGAAAGGCAACCUAUCUCGCUGUUGAGAAGCAGACGGGUGAAGCGACACCUGGAGUUUCUCUUUUGUUUAUGAGGUGACUAACACCCACGUGACAUUUUAGAAUUUCCGCAUCUCUGGGAUCCAAACUGAAGCUGCUGUUUACGGAUGUUUCCUGCUACUGGUUGUGAAGUCAGAGAAAUCCACUCUUUUCUACAACUGUGGUAAAAGGUGUCAUAUGUUUGUAUGUUUACAAAUAUACCUCUUGGCAUGGCUAUGUAUUUCAUUCUAAUUCGCGAAAGUUUUUUUUUUCUUUCUUAAUUAAAAAAAGACGUUUUUCAGACUCAAGUUGUCUGUUUUGGUAGUAGUUACUGGUAAUAGCAUUCACGUGACACCAGGGAGGCAGUGGUCCUUCCAGUUGUGUGAGGUGAUUUUUAAGUAGCGGUCUGGACUGUUGCAUCAUACGUACUCUCCACCACGUGUUUUGUCUUGAGUUGAAAAGUUUUUUGUGUUUUCCUAAAUUCAAACGAUGUGGCACAACCAGAAUGUGCUGAAUUGCACGUGGUCUGCCAGGAAGUUGUUUCUCUGUGACUGUGCAAAGGUGACUCAGCCUGUUCCUGAUGAAGGUUAAAUAGUGUUGGAAUAAAACAAGUGUAGUGUCCAACACUAGUAAACAAUGGACACAGUGUGAAACAUGAGUCAUUUCACAUUACCACGUGGAGGGAAAUACAGUCAUUGUGCUGAGUCACUCAACAUCAUGAUGACAAAGCAUACAUGCGAGCAAUAUUAAAAUACGAAGAAAAAAGUUGACAGCUAGAUCGAAGAACAUUCAUGGAGUUAUGUUAUCAUUGAAGGCUACGUUUUUGUACAAUGGAAAUAGGAAAUGACUGGGGAAAUUCAUACUUAUUGUAAGGAUGCUCCGAUCGGGAUUUUUCACCGAUAUCGUUCACAUGGAUUGACAAUGAAUUUGUAAUCAAAAUGUUGAGACCUUCUGUGUACAUGAUGUGA
Messenger RNA from Synchiropus splendidus (mandarinfish), 2526 nucleotides. RefSeq names its product interleukin 17 receptor E-like (gene il17rel). The coding region runs from base 51 to 1619 and encodes 522 amino acids. The record is from RefSeq and is a predicted model, not a curated record. The transcript is spliced from 17 exons. Lineage: Eukaryota; Metazoa; Chordata; Actinopteri; Syngnathiformes; Callionymidae. Gene Ontology annotation, molecular function: interleukin-17 receptor activity.